Molecule: messenger RNA, 2509 nt
Organism: Camelus dromedarius (Arabian camel)
Lineage: Eukaryota; Metazoa; Chordata; Mammalia; Artiodactyla; Camelidae
Gene: GTPBP4
Product: GTP binding protein 4
Exons: 17
Coding region: 89-1993 (634 amino acids)
Biological process (GO): ribosomal large subunit biogenesis
Cellular component (GO): nucleolus
Molecular function (GO): RNA binding; GTPase activity; GTP binding
Source: RefSeq, a predicted model, not a curated record
GAAGUGACGGGAGCCGGCGGAAGUCCCGCCCACCCGCCGGUCCCUAGGCGGAAGUCCGCGCCGCCGUCCCUCGUGGCUGGUCGCCGGCAUGGCGCACUACAACUUCAAGAAGAUCACUGUGGUGCCAUCCGCCAAGGACUUUAUCGACCUGACAUUAUCGAAGACUCAACGAAAGACUCCAACAGUUAUUCAUAAACAUUACCAAAUCCAUCGCAUCAGACAUUUUUAUAUGAGGAAAGUCAAAUUUACUCAGCAGAAUUACCAUGACAGACUGUCACAGAUUCUAAUGGAUUUUCCCAAACUGGAUGACAUCCAUCCAUUCUAUGCGGAUUUGAUGAACAUUCUCUAUGACAAGGAUCACUACAAGCUGGCUCUGGGACAAAUAAAUAUUGCCAAAAAUUUAGUGGACAACGUUGCUAAGGACUACGUGCGGCUCAUGAAGUACGGGGACUCCCUGUACCGCUGCAAGCAGCUGAAGCGCGCCGCCCUUGGGCGCAUGUGCACCAUCGUGCGGAGGCAGAAGCAGAGUCUGGAGUACUUGGAACAAGUGCGUCAGCAUCUGUCCCGUCUGCCGACUAUUGACCCGAACACAAGGACCCUGCUUCUGUGUGGGUACCCGAAUGUCGGCAAGUCCAGCUUCAUCAACAAGGUGACGAGAGCGGACGUGGACGUCCAGCCCUACGCCUUCACCACCAAGUCUCUGUUUGUCGGGCACAUGGACUAUAAGUACCUGCGUUGGCAGGUUGUGGACACGCCGGGGAUUCUGGACCACCCUCUGGAGGAUCGGAACACCAUCGAGAUGCAGGCCAUCACGGCCCUGGCCCACCUGCGCGCCGCAGUUCUGUACGUGAUGGACCUGUCGGAGCAGUGCGGGCACGGGCUGCGGGAGCAGCUGGAGCUCUUCCAGAACAUCAGGCCCCUGUUCAUCAACAAGCCUCUGAUCGUCGUAGCGAACAAGUGUGACGUGAGGAGAGUGGCUGAGCUCCCUGAGGACGACCGGAAAAUAUUUAUCGACCUGCAGGCUGAAGGGUUUCCUGUGAUCGAGACCAGCACCCUGACAGAGGAAGGGGUUAUUAAAGUGAAAACAGAGGCUUGUGACCGGCUUUUGGCUCAUCGAGUUGAAACCAAAAUGAAAGGAAAUAAAGUGAACGAGGUGCUGAACAGAUUGCACUUAGCUGUUCCCAACAGACGAGAUGAUAAGGAGCGGCCCCCGUUCAUCCCAGAAGGCGUGGUGGCGCGCAGAAGGCGGAUGGAGCUUGGGGAGCCCAAGAGGAGGCGGGAGCGGGAUAUUGAGCUGGAAAUGGGAGAUGAUUACAUCUUGGAUCUUCAGAAGUACUGGGAUAUCAUGAAUUCAUCUGAGAAGCACGAUAAGAUACCCGAGAUCUGGGAGGGCCAUAACGUAGCUGACUACGUCGACCCUGACAUCAUGCAGAAAUUGCAAGAGUUAGAAAAAGAAGAAGAGCUCAGAACCGCGGCUGGAGAGUACGACAGCGAGUCCGAAAGCGAAGACGAAGAAAUGGCGGAGAUCCGGCAGCUGGCGAAGCAGAUUAGGGAAAAGAAGAAGCUGAAGAUUCUGCAGUCCAGAGAGAAGGACACGCAGGGGCCCAGGAUGCCUCGGACGGCCAAGAAGGUGCAGCGCAAGGUCCUGGAGGAUGAGAUGCGCAGCCUUGGCGUGGACAUGGACGACAAGGAGCACGCCCACUAUGCGGCCCAGGCCAGACGGUCGCGGAGUGUCACCAGGAAGAGAAAGCGGGAGGACUCCGCUCCACCCACCUCUGUAGCCCGGAGUCGCAGUUGCUCCCGGACUCCACGCGAUGUCUCUGGCCUCCGGGAUGUCAAGAUGGUGAAGAAAGCCAAGACGAUGAUGAAGAACGCUCAGAAGAAGAUGAAUCGCUUGGGGAAGAAAGGGGAGUCGGACAGACACGUGUUUGACAUGAAGCCCAAGCACUUACUCUCGGGAAAGAGGAAGGCUGGGAAGAAGGACAGGAGAUAGGGCCCUUUGCGGCUGGCGCUUCCGCGGACUGUUUCCUGGUUUGUUUUGGGGAAUUAGUCAUGAUCUACAGACUGAGCGUAACGAUGAAAUAACUAAAGCACUUGCUGCUUUGCUGAAAGCUGUGGUUCUCCCUUGAUGGUGCAGGUGUGGGGCAUCUGUGUCAGGUCACUGAUACUCUGAGUAGGCGGUAGUAUCUCAUGGAGUUCUGGUUGCUUCGGACUUGCAGGACUGGGAAGGUUUAUUGAGGUUGUUGUUUGUAUUUUUGAUGCACAGAAAUCUUACUCUCUUGUGCAAGAGGUAACUUCGGUUCACUGCAUGUCGGUAGUCCUGCAGAGAAAACACCUCCACUUGUGGGUGUGGGCAGAAGGCUGCCAGCCUGCCCUGCAGACACAGGAGCCAGUGAAGGUGGACAGGUGUGUCAGAUGCCAGCACGAAGUCAGUUUCCAGUCUUCUUGGACAGUGCACCAUUGUAACCUGUCUUCAACCGUUUCAUCCAAAAUAAACUUCCUAAAGAAA